This is a messenger RNA of Scomber japonicus (chub mackerel), 1172 nucleotides long. It is a transcript of the gene rcl1, whose product is annotated as RNA terminal phosphate cyclase-like 1. Lineage: Eukaryota; Metazoa; Chordata; Actinopteri; Scombriformes; Scombridae. Gene Ontology annotation, cellular component: nucleolus. Gene Ontology annotation, molecular function: RNA endonuclease activity. The record is from RefSeq and is a predicted model, not a curated record. The coding region runs from base 29 to 1147 and encodes 372 amino acids. The transcript has 9 exons. Gene Ontology annotation, biological process: endonucleolytic cleavage of tricistronic rRNA transcript (SSU-rRNA, 5.8S rRNA, LSU-rRNA); ribosome biogenesis.
ACGCCAGUUAGGCAGGAACAACAAUAACAUGGCAAGCCAGGGGCUCACCUAUGAUGGCUGUAAUUUCUUCCGACAGCGUCUGGUUUUGUCCACACUCAGUGGGAAGCGGGUGAAAAUCUCAAACAUCAGGUCCAAAGACGAUAACCCGGGGCUCCGCGAUUUUGAGGCCAGCUUCAUCAGGCUGCUCGACAAAAUCACAAAUGGCUCCAGGAUAGAGAUAAACCAAACCGGCACAUCGUUAUUUUACCAGCCGGGCUUGUUGUACGGGGGUUCUGUAGAACAUGACUGCAACACGCAGCGUUCAAUUGGCUACUAUCUGGAGGCCCUGCUCAUGCUGGCUCCGUUCAUGAAGACCACCCUUAAGGCCACUCUGAGGGGAGUCACCAAUGACCCCAUUGAUCCGACGGUCGACUUGUUGAAGUCCACAGCCGUCCCCUUGAUGAAGAAGUUUGGCAUCGACGGAGCGAGCUUUGAACUGAAGGUGGUGAAGAGAGGAAUGGCACCUGGUGGGGGAGGGGAGGUAGUUUUCACAUGUCCUGUCUGCAGGACCAUCAGGCCAGUGCAGCUGACUGACCCAGGAAAGAUCAAGAGGAUCAGAGGAAUGGCAUAUUCAGUGCGAGUAUCGCCGCAGAUAGCAAACAGGAUUGUGGAGUCAACCAGGAGCGUCCUCAACCAGUUCAUUCCAGACAUCUACAUCUACACGGACCACAUGAAAGGAGCCAACUCUGGCAAGUCUCCAGGCUUUGGUCUGACGCUGGUGGCAGAGACGCUGAAUGGCAGCUUCCUCAGUGCGGAGAUGUCAUCCACGCCGCAGGGACAGGGAGACCCUAUAUUGCCAGAAGACCUUGGCAAGAACUGUGCCAAGCUGCUUUUGGAGGAGGUACAUCGGGGUGGCUUCGUGGAUUCAACCAAUCAGAGCCUGGCGCUGCUCUUGAUGACCCUUGGCCAACAGGACGUGUCAAAGGUUUUGCUUGGACCCCUCUCCCCAUACACGAUCGAGUUCCUCAGACACAUUAGAGAUUUCUUCCAGAUCAUGUUCAAGAUUGAAGUUCAGAAGCCUUUAGAAGACGAAAGGAAAGGUGGUGACAAAGUCUUGAUGACCUGUGUAGGAGUUGGUUACAGCAACAUCAACAAAACCCUUAAAUAGAAUAAAAGUAUUUUUAUAUAAAUGG